Messenger RNA from Papilio xuthus (Asian swallowtail), 3625 nucleotides. RefSeq names its product histone lysine demethylase PHF8. NCBI's taxonomy places the organism in Eukaryota, Metazoa, Arthropoda, Insecta, Lepidoptera, Papilionidae. The record is from RefSeq and is a predicted model, not a curated record. The transcript is spliced from 24 exons. The coding region runs from base 7 to 3315 and encodes 1102 amino acids.
AUUAAAAUGGCGUCAUCGAAGGAAACCUAUUGUUUGUGUGGUCAGCCGUAUAACAUUGGACAGUUUAUGAUAGAAUGUGACUGUUGCCGUGAGUGGUUCCAUGGAAGUUGUGUGGAUGUAAAGAUAUAUCAUUCGGACGAUAUAGACAAGUACCAUUGUCCAAAAUGCGCCCAAACUUACGGACCCUCUGUGUUAAAGAUCCCAACAAACAACCACAGAGCGGAUCGAUACGAGUUGGGUGCGGAGACUCGGCCUUCCCAGGUUGGGUCUCCAGCAUGGGUGCGGGCAUUGGCUGCAAGGCCUCUGCGCCCUGCCCCUGCUGCACUGCAGCGGAUGAGAGGUCACCAGUUUACAGAGGAAUUCAUCAAAGAUAAUGGUUUCACCAGGCCAGUGAUAUUCCAUACACCCGAGGGUCUAGACAUCAAAGUGCCCAACCCUGCUACAUUCACAGUCAGAUCGGUGCUCAGGUUUUGUGGUGCACAACUAGAGGUGGAGGUAAUUGAUGUGAGGAAGCAAAGUACAAUGCGUAUGCCUCUGGGAGACUUUGUGGAUUACUUUGAAAGUCCUCCCGAACAUCGGGAUGAGAAAGUACUAAAUGUUCUCAGUUUAGAGUUUUCCGAGACCAAUAUGGCUCCCCUAGUGGAACCGCCUUCUAUAGCACGCACGUUGGAUUGGGCGGAGCGCGUUUGGCCGACAUCAGACCGACCACCGAAGCCCUGUGUACAGAAGUACUGCCUCAUGUCUGCUGCAGGCUCCUACACAGAUUUCCACAUUGAUUUUGGUGGCACCAGCGUUUGGUAUCAUGUUCUGCAUGGACGGAAGAUAUUCUACUUGAUACCUCCAACAUCAACAAACCUGGCGCUGUACCAACAGUGGACACCGACUAAUCAACAAAAUGAAAGAUUCUUUGGUGAUGCAGUGGAAUGGUACGGUACAGCAGAAGUGUGUCCCGGAGAGACACUCUUCAUCCCGGCUGGCUGGAUCCAUGCGGUGCUCACACCUUGUGACUCUCUUGUCUUUGGAGGGAACUUCCUCCAUUCUUAUGCGGUGGAGAUGCAGCUGCAGAUCUACUCGAUCGAGAGUGGUGUAGAGAGCCCGCUUUGUUGCAGAUCGUACGAGCUAGAGCGACGCGCGGAGACUCCCACCACGCUGCGGUACCCGCUCUUUGAGACGAUGCACUGGUACGCCGCUGCGCACUUCCUCGCGCUGCUCCGCCGACACAAUGAGGAGUCACUGGACGAGGAGUUCACGCCGAGCGAGCUGGGGUUCUCGUCAGGUCCGGGGCCGGGUGCUCCGCCCCCCGCGCUGCUGCUGCGAGGCGCACGUAUACUUGCUGCUGCUCUCAAAGAGUGGCAUACUUUGAAAGCGACGGACGCUGCUAAACGGGACAAUGUACCAAAGUGUCUCAACUCCGGACAACUUGUACGGGAACUUUCUAAAGAGCUCAGGACUUUGGAGAAGAGGACUAUGAGCGCCAACAAAGAUAAAGAUUUCAAACCUAAAAGUAAUUCACCAAAUAAAACUACAAAGAAACAACAAGCACAGAAGAAAUCUCUUAAAUUAACAUUACCUAAGCCAAUAAUGCAUAUGGGACAAAAUGGAGAGUUUAAUGAUGAUAAAGUUUACCCAGAUAAGUUCUAUGUUGAUAAAGAAGUGUACGAAGAGAGAUAUGUUGCAGAUGUAAAAUAUAAUAGUUUACCAGACGCUAAGUAUAUAUUAGAAAAUAAGGAUAUACCAGAGAAAUUUACCUAUCAGAAUUAUGAGGAACAUAGCUAUCAAGACAAUGGAUAUGUCGAUAGGAUAGAUAAGAAAAUUUUAAAAGUUAAAAUCAGUAAUUCGCCUUCAUCAUCACGUGAGGAAGCUCCCCCUCCGUAUACUCUGCCGGAGCACUCCAUCCUCAAGUCCCACCUCAUCCGGUCAGACCGCACCACACUGAAGCCUCUCCAGCAAUGGACCAUAUCUAAGAAGGAUAUCGGAGAUUAUCAUGAAGAACAGCUGCUGUUCACAAAUGAAAAUCUACAGACAAAUAUCAGGAUUGAGGGACAGGAUCUGAAUUAUGGACCAGGAAUGUACUCAGCGGAAGACAUCCAACAAGACUACCAAUACUCCGAGGGGGCAAAGCCUGGUUCGUACCAGCCCGAGUUCGCGUACCAGGCGGAGCUGCCAUACGCCACGGAGUAUCACCGGUACGACGAGACAGUCGCCGUACCCGUACACCAGACUGCUACAUACACAACGGUGCCGGCUGAGCAAGUGGCGUACCAGACCCAGGUGCACCACACCACCACACCUCUGCCCUCGUAUGAUGCAGCCAUUGCUCAUCAGUAUGCCGCCACUACUUAUGUAACAGAAACCCCCAAAACUGAGAUCAGCCCUGUACCGGCGGGGACCCCCAGUGUGCGCAGGUCAGAGCGCGCGGUGCGGCGGCGCGUCUCCAGCACAUAUGACUACGAGGACGGCGAUCUCUUUAUUGACGACGCGCCCGCCCCCCGGCGACGCAAACCACCCCCCAAACACCGACCUCCUGCCCAACAUACUGUACCAGUGAGCAACAGCAGCGGGUAUCGCGGCUCGCGGCCGGCGCCAGCCAACGGCAUCGAAUCUCUCAUACAGGCAUCCGUGCUGGCCGAGGAACCCGGCAAUGCUACUGAGGAUGCGGCAGUGGCGGGCAUGCUGAGCAUUAGUGAGCGGUAUGCUGCACCCGCGCGUACCUUCGGCCUGGCCAGCGACACCCCGCCCGCAGGCGCGCCCGCUGACACCAACACCAGGCUCGACAGCUCUGGAACUGUUCAACGGAUCUUGAUGAAAUUCGACAUAGAUGACUUUGCAGACGAGGAGGAUGUCAUCAAGGAGGUGCACCGGGAUGAGGAGUAUGUGUAUCCAUCGUUAGAGAUGAGCUCCGAUGAGGACGAGGAGUGGACCUCCUCGCGCAGGCGCCGGCACUCACGCAACAGGAACGACAGCAAGACCAGGACUGACAAAGACGAGGCGUGGUCGCCGCGUGCUCGUGUGGGUCGCGUGACGCCGCGCACGCGAGGUCCGGCGCGGCCCGCAGUGCGUCGCGAGUGCGUGCGCGCUGCUCUGCUCGCUGCCGCACACAGACAUCCGCACCCGCACGCUCACACACAUGCGCACGCGCCCCUACAGAACGCAAAACGCGCGGUUCUAGCUUCGAAGAGCAAGCGACCGCCUGCGAGCGUCAGCGUGCAGCCGCAACACAAGAAUAAGUGUGCAGAUAUAAGACUGAAAAAGGGUAUGAAGACGGCCAAACAGCGCCUCGGCAAGAUCCUGAAACUACACAAAAUGAUAUAUUAAUAUAGCUAAAACAUAGCGUAGCAUCUAGCUGAACACACGGACCUUAGAAUUUAUAUUUUAUAUAUGUAUUUAUCACAAGGACCAAUGUGUGCUGUGGUACAGACGACUCCUCGCUUGUUCACUUUCUCUUUCUCACUUAUAAUAUUGAACAAAUUAUAUUAGAUUUUUUGUGUGGACAUUAAUGGAAACUACCCUUAAAUAAUUCGUUGGAAAACUUUACUCAAAUAAGUUGCUACAUUAAAAUAACGUUUGAAGAUAUAACGCACUUUUGACCGUAUUUAAAUUGUACUGAAAACAUUCAAAAAUAUAU